Messenger RNA from Brettanomyces nanus, 1884 nucleotides. RefSeq lists its product as uncharacterized. Gene Ontology annotation, biological process: DNA topological change. Gene Ontology annotation, molecular function: DNA binding; DNA topoisomerase type I (single strand cut, ATP-independent) activity. Gene Ontology annotation, cellular component: nucleus. The record is from RefSeq and is a predicted model, not a curated record. Lineage: Eukaryota; Fungi; Ascomycota; Pichiomycetes; Pichiales; Pichiaceae. Bases 1 to 1884 code for a protein of 627 amino acids. The transcript has a single exon.
AUGCACAUCCUUUGUGUGGCUGAAAAACCUUCCAUUGCAAGCUCGGUUGCCAGAACACUCAGUGGAGGAAAUAGUAGAACGCGUCAAGUUAAAGGAAAAGCAGGACGAUUUGCAAGGAACAUUGACUUCACUUUCGAUUUCCCCGAGUUUGGAAGAUGCGAUGUUACUAUGACUUCUGUGGCAGGUCAUGUGACCAAUAUAGAUUUCCCGGACCAGUAUUCAUGGGGUCAUUGUAAUCCUGAAGCAUUAUUUGAUGCACCUACAAUCAUCAAGGUAGGAAAUCCUGUUAUAGCAGAUAACAUUACCAAAGAGGCUCAGAAUUGUGAUCUUCUUAUGAUCUGGACAGACUGUGAUCGAGAGGGAGAAUAUAUUGGAUGGGAGAUUGUUCAACAGGCGAGUAUCAGAAACCGAGGGAUGACUUUGGAAUCGGCGUAUCGUGCCAGAUUCUCUCACUUAGAGAGAUCGCACGUGAUCUAUGCUGCCAAGCAUCCUGUGAGACUUGACAAAAAGGCCAUUGAAGCAGUCAAGACUCGAAUGGAGCUUGAUUUACGAACUGGAGCCUGUUUGACUCGAUUCCUCACUGGUCUCUUUGGAAGGGUCUUGGAUAAAGGCUCGCCUAUGGUUUCUUAUGGAGGAUGUCAAUUUCCAACUCUAGGUUUUGUUGUUGAUAGAUACAAGCGAAUCAAGAUGUUCAAGAAGGAACCCUUUUGGCAGAUAUCUUUAGCGUUUAAGAAGAAACAGAAGCAGUGUCUGAUGACGUGGGAAAGGGGUCAUCUUUUUGAUAGACUAGUUACAGUUUGUAUCUAUCAGAACUGCCUUAAACUAGAGCCGGAAUCGGCAACAGUUAUUGGAGUGGACACGAAACCAACCAGUAAUUGGGCACCGUUACCGCUCACAACAGUAGAAAUGCAAAAGGAUUGCGGCCGGUUCUUCAAACUCACUGCCAAGGAUACCCUUUCAGCAGCCGAGACUUUGUAUACCAAGGGAUUCAUCUCAUAUCCAAGAACGGAAACGGAUACGUUUCCGAAGGCCAUGGAUUUACGUAAAUUGGUUGAGAAGCAGGUAGAAUCAUCGAAAUGGGGUGCCUAUGCACGUUCUUUACUUGAUGAUACGGGUAAUUUUCGGCAGCCGAGGACAGGAAAGCAUAGCGAUGAAGCCCAUCCUCCUAUUCAUCCGAUUAUAUUGGCUGGAGAACAGGCCAGCUUAACGUCAGUACAGAAAACGGUUUAUGAAUACGUUGUUCGACGAUUUCUAGCGUGCUGUUCACCCGAUGCAAAGGGUCUGAAGAGUAGUAUACGGGUGAAAUGGGGUACCGAAGUGUUUAGAGCAGCUGGGCUUGUAGUUACGAGUAACGGAUACUUGGAGAUCUUUAUCUACAGUAAAUGGAAGUCAUCUAGGACGUCUUUACCGGAGGUUGAAUUGAAUGAAAGGGUGAAAUUGUGCAAGGUUCUGGUGACAGAAGGUAGUACAGAACCUCCAAAGAAGCUAACAGAGACAGAACUCAUUGCUUUGAUGGAUGCCAAUGGUAUCGGUACAGAUGCCACAAUUGCAGAACAUAUUGAUAAGAUUAAGUCGAGGAACUAUGUGAUUAUGCAAAAGACUAGUGAGGGAAGAAGCAAGACAAGCGUUAUAGUACCUACGGAGUUGGGAUAUGGUUUAGUGGAGGGAUUUAAUAGGCUCGGGUUGAUCAAGAUUUCGUUAACCAAGCCGUUUUUAAGAAGAAUGUUGGAGACUAAGUUGAAAUAUAUAUGCGAAGGACAAGUGAGUCGAAAGGAUGUAUUAGCGGAGACCAUCAGUCUGUAUAGAGAAGCAUAUACGUUGAUGACUAGACAGCAGAGUUUGUUGUUGCAGAGUUAUAAAGAGGCCAUUAGGACCAAUGAUUAA